GUAGAAGCAGCAGAAUGUAAGAAAUUGUAACGGGGCGCGUAUUGCGGUUGAUAAAGAAAUUCCCGCUUAAGAGUUUGAAAAGACUUUGUUUGGAUGGAAAGGAUGAUUUUGAAAAUUGUGGGCGCGCCAAAACAUUCUCUUAUCCCUCCCUCUUUCUCUCUUUAUUUAAUGCUUUCAUUUCAUCAUCUUUUCUUUAACUUAACCUAACCCAUCCAUGGCUUCUUCAGAUCCCAUCUCUUCCCGCCACUACACCUACAACCGCAAGCAAAAAUCUCUCGGCCUCUUGUGCACUAAUUUCCUCAGCCUCUACAAUCGAGACACCGUUCAUUUGAUUGGCCUUGACGACGCUGCUUCCAGAUUAGGAGUCGAGAGGAGGAGGAUCUACGACAUUGUCAACGUUCUCGAAAGUAUUGGGGUCCUGUCAAGGAGGGCGAAAAAUCAAUACACAUGGAAAGGUUUCGCCGCAAUUCCUCUCACUCUCAAGGAGCUCAAGGAAGAUGGCGUAAAGGAGAAUUCCAAUUCCUUGCGCGGUUCUGGCAACGACACUGAUAAAGUUUCUGAUGACGAAGAUGAUGAAGAAACGCAGUCCAAUUCCGCUACUGGAAGCCAAAGCGACAAGUUAAAUACUAAUUCUACUCUUCCUAGACCUGUGAAGAAUGAAAAUCGGAGGGAAAAGUCUCUGGCGCUGCUUACCCAGAAUUUUGUCAAGCUCUUUGUCUGCUCUAAUAUUAGCAAUCAUGACUCUAAUCUACAGGUGGAAAUGAUCUCCCUCGAUGAGGCUGCGAAAUUGUUGCUUGGGGAUGCACACAAUACAUCAAUAAUGAGAACAAAAGUUAGACGCCUAUAUGACAUCGCAAAUGUGCUAUCUUCCAUGAACCUUAUUGAGAAGACGCAUACGACGGAUACAAGAAAACCAGCAUUCAGGUGGCUAGGUCCUGAAGGAAAGACAUGCAAUGAGUCACUUCACAAAUCAACUCUCAACGAGUCUAGGAAAAGGACAUUUGGAAGUGAUAUAACAAACAUCAGUUUUGAGAGAAAUAAAGUGGAGUUGUUCAUGAAUGAGGAUUUGAAUCGGAAUCCUAAGAAGCCAAGAACUGACAAUGAUAUUGGCCUGAGUCAGGCAGAUGAAAACAGCUUAAAACAAGUCACAAAACAAACAUCGAAGGGCUAUCAGUUUGGUCCUUUCGCUCCAGCUUGUGUGCCCAAAGUUGGAGCCUCUGAAAAUGAUAAUGUGAAGCAGGUGCACGACUGGGACAGUCUUGCAUCUGCUCACAAUCCUCAAUAUCAAAACGAAGCUUUGAGAGAUCUCUUCUCCCAUUACAUGGAAGCAUGGAAAUCGUGGUACUCUGAAAUUGCUGGGAAGAGGCUGGUACAAAUUUUGUGACUUAUGUCCGCCAAAUAGUAGAACCUCUUCUUACCGGAGAUCGGCCGUAGGGGAUGAUCUGCUAGGUAAGAUCGUUGAGCCUCCUUUACUGGGUACGCUUGUUGCUCCAAGAUGAGGGUGAUACCUGCAAAAGAGACUUCGAUGCUAAAUUUAGUGUUUGUGAGUGUAUGAAUCUUGUAUAAGUAAUGUACAUAUUUUGUGUGAAUUUAGGGUUUUUUUUGGGCCUUGAGCCUGAGAUCA
Messenger RNA from Cajanus cajan (pigeon pea), 1624 nucleotides. RefSeq names its product DP-E2F-like 1 (gene DEL1). Gene Ontology annotation, biological process: regulation of transcription by RNA polymerase II. The record is from RefSeq and is a predicted model, not a curated record. Gene Ontology annotation, molecular function: RNA polymerase II cis-regulatory region sequence-specific DNA binding; DNA-binding transcription factor activity, RNA polymerase II-specific. Lineage: Eukaryota; Viridiplantae; Streptophyta; Magnoliopsida; Fabales; Fabaceae. Gene Ontology annotation, cellular component: RNA polymerase II transcription regulator complex.